Mytilus trossulus (common blue mussel) is the source of this 1755-nucleotide messenger RNA. RefSeq lists its product as uncharacterized. NCBI's taxonomy places the organism in Eukaryota, Metazoa, Mollusca, Bivalvia, Mytilida, Mytilidae. The transcript has a single exon. The record is from RefSeq and is a predicted model, not a curated record. Gene Ontology annotation, molecular function: zinc ion binding. The coding region runs from base 31 to 1692 and encodes 553 amino acids.
UCAGACAUAUUGAAUUUUAUACUGGUCAGAAUGGCGUUUUCACAAUCUUUAAAACGUGGACAAGCUCCUGCUACAUGUAAUUUUUGUGAAGAAGAAACCAAGAUAAAAUGGAAAUGCAUUAAUUGUGACGUUCUAAUGUGUGAUAAAUGCAAGGACAAAAUUCAUUCUAAAUUAAAAAAUAGUAAAGAUCACAAUGUUAUAGAUAUAAAAGAGGUAGGAAUUCAUCGUGGCGAACUGGAUUUUAGCGAUUUGAAAUGCAUGGAACACACAGGACAGUCUGCCGUUAUGUUUUGUACGUCGUGCGAUAGGCUUGUGUGCACAUCAUGCAUUUCUAAAUUUCACAAUGGCCAUGGGUUAGUCGAAAUAGCCGAAGGUUGUAAGAGCAAAGUUGAAAAAAUAAAAAAUGAACAAACCAAAGCAAAAGAAAAAAUCAUGGAGCUGACCAGAGAGAUAGGAACAAUAAGUUUAGUUGAUAUGAAAGACAGUGAACGAUACAAAGAUUUAAUAAUAAAAAUCGAUGCUCAAAAUAUCGAAAUAAAAAGAUUAUCUGACAAACAUGCAGAAAAAUUAAAAAGUGAAUUGAAAAAAAAAUGGACAGACUUUCAGGAGGAAAAAAUCAGCAAAGCCCAGAAGACCGUGGAUAACUUAACAAAACUUAGUUCAAAUGCGGAAGAUAUUAUUCAAUCUAACAACGCCGAAAAAAUAUUUAUUGAAUGUGAAAAGUUGUCCACGGCCGUCAGUAUAGCAGCUAUCGAUCCCGGUACCAUAUCAUUUCUCCCGGGACAAAUAUCACCAUAUAACGUGGGAUCGUUACAGGUUGUGUCUAAUGCCGUCAACGUACGUAUCGUUAAACAAUUCCAAACUGACAUUUCUAGUGUACUUUAUCUAUCGUUAUGUCCCGACAAUUCUCUGUGGAUAAGUGAUCAAAAAGUGUUACAGAAAGUAAAACCAGUAGAACAUAAACUGACAGUAGAAUCUAUAUUUAACAUUAAAGUCUACGGAAUGGCGGUUACUCCGACUGGUGACCUACUUCUGGCAUCGAGUGAAUCAGUACUGAAACAAGUCAGUGGUAAAACACGAGAACUUACUGAUUCUUUUUAUGAGGUGGAUCCGUUAGUUUAUACUGCCGUACAUUUGACCAGAGAUGGUAAAGUCAUAGUGGGAAUCAAGAGUAGAGGAAAAGCAUGGCCGGUAACGGGCAGACGAGCUAUCAUUGUGAUGAACCAGAAAGGAGAACAUGAAACUAUCUAUGAACUUGACAAGAACAACAUUCGGAUAUUUACAUAUGUUGAGAGUAUAACCAGUACAGAUAACGGGAAUAUCUGUGUAGUGGAUAAGUUAUCCGAGGAUUUUAGAGGUAGAGUUGUGGUGCUUAAUAGAGACGGAGAUAUCCUACAGAUCUACACAGGUCAUCAUGAGAUCAAUAAUGAGAAGAAGCCGUUCAAACCAGUGAAGAUUGUUACUACACCGUCUGACAAUAUUAUUGUGACAGAAUUAAGCAUUUAUAUAUUUCACAUACUGAAUAACUGUGGUCAUUUGAUCACACAUUAUAACAUGGGCGACUUAGGAGUAGUAAUGCCGUUUUCCCUUUGCUUCACAAGAACUGCGGGACAAUUGUAUAUUGGAUGUACGAGAGGAAAAGGAAGUGUGGAAAAGUCAAAGUUAUAUGAAGUGCAUAUUUCUGGUUGUUAGACAAACAAUUAAUGGACUUUACUUUUAUUUUGUAUGAAUUUUAUUGUUGUCAUUUAACUUGAA